Molecule: messenger RNA, 1367 nt
Organism: Morus notabilis
Lineage: Eukaryota; Viridiplantae; Streptophyta; Magnoliopsida; Rosales; Moraceae
Product: purple acid phosphatase 3
Exons: 7
Coding region: 36-1076 (346 amino acids)
Molecular function (GO): ferric iron binding; acid phosphatase activity; ferrous iron binding
Source: RefSeq, a predicted model, not a curated record
CUCUUAUUUAACGUUUCUCUGAUCAUUUUCUUUUUAUGCGUAUUAUAUACCAAACCAUGGCUUCUCUCUCCUUUGAACGUAAUAGUAACAAUAAAACCGUAGCACUUUUCUUCUUUAUUUUCACCGUUACUCUUUCACUUUGCUCGCCUUCUUCUGUUGCUAAGCUUCAGCAUUUCCACCACCGAGCGAAGGCCGACGGAACUCUCAGCUUCUUGGUCGUCGGUGACUGGGGACGACAAGGACUCUACAACCAAUCCGAAGUCGCUCUUCAGAUGGGCAUAGUUGGAGAAAAACUAGACAUUGACUUUGUGAUCUCAACUGGUGAUAAUUUCUACGAUGAUGGCUUGGUAGGUGUGGAUGACCCUGCAUUUCAUAAAUCAUUUUCCAAUAUCUACACUGCCCCAAGUUUGCAGAAGCAAUGGUACAAUGUCUUGGGGAACCAUGACUAUCGUGGGAAUGUUUUAGCACAAUUGAGUCCCAUUCUCAGGAAAAAAGAUAGCAGAUUUCUUUGCUUGAGAUCAUUCAUUCUUACGACAAAAAUUGUAGAAUUCUUCUUUGUAGACACCACUCCAUUUGUAGAUGACUACUUUACAAACCCAGAGGACCAUACCUAUGACUGGAGGGGCGUUUUACCAAGGCAGAGUUACCUCUCAAAUCUCUUGAAGGAUGUGGAUUCAGCAUUAAAGCGUUCCACUGCAAAGUGGAAAAUUGUGGUUGGACACCAUGCAAUCAAAAGCGCUGGACACCAUGGGAAUACUCAAGAGCUUGAAUCACAGCUUCUCCCAAUCCUUGAGGAAAAUAACGUUGAUUUCUACUUGAAUGGUCAUGACCACUGCUUGGAGCACAUUAUUGAUGCCAAAAGCCAAAUCCAGUUCUUGACAAGUGGAGGUGGCUCCAAGGCAUGGAUAGGUGACAUAAAAUGGUGGAAUCCAGGAGAACUGAAGUUGUACUAUGAUGGGCAAGGUUUUGUGUCUCUGGAAAUAACCAAGAAAGUGGCAAGCUUUUCAUACUAUGAUGUCUUUGGUAAUGUCUUGCACAAAUGGACCCUGUCCAAAGAGUCGGACUCAUCCGUAUAAAGAAAUUCCUCCCCAAAAUAGCCAACGGUGGCUUUUGCCUAGUUAUAUUAUAAAUAGAGAAGAUGGUGAGAUUCUUAAGGGAUAGUCGGUGAAAAUCACUACUGGCUAUGAUGUGCAUCCCUGAGUCACUCUAACAUGUAAUUUCUGUGAAACACACCAUAAUUCAAACUAAUAAGAAACUUAAAAAUCGAAAUGUGAGUUUUGUAUCCAUUUAUUAAUUAGAUAUACGUCUCAAAAGUCAUGCAAUGCUUCAAAGUUCAAAGGAAAUGUAAAUACUAAGAUUAUUAAGAA